AUGGAUUACGCCAGCUCCGGCUCGUGGCCUUCUCAGGUGCCGGCGCCCGAGAAGUCUAGCAAGCUCUACAUUCGCGACUACCCCCAUCGCUCAAUUGCGAUCGUUUCGUCCUCUCACGCACUCAUCUUCCGUUACAACUUUAACAGCACCGGCGCGGCCGCGAACGGCUCCCUCACUUCCCUCGCAUCCACCCGCUCGCGACCCAACGGAGGCGACGGCGCCGCAGCGAAAUGCAUGGUCGAGUUCACUCAGAUCACAAAGAAAACACUAGCCGAUUACCGUUCCCUGACGCCGCGACCGAUCUACGGAACAUUGGGCCUGAUAUCCGUGGAAGGAGAUGUGUUCCUCUCCGUCGUAACACAUGCCACAAGAGUUGCCACCCUUAGGCCGGGAGAGACCGUGGAGCGGAUUGCAAGCGUUGCCUUCUUUUGUCUCAACAACAGCGAGUGGGAUGAUGUGGUUUCUCUGGACCCUCUGGACUCCGAGAUGUCGGAUGUCAACUCGGUCUAUGGUCAAAACCUGAGAGGACGCGAGGUAACCCUCGAGCACCCUUGUACAGAUCUGCGCAAGCUUUUGGGGAAUGGAACAUUCUACUACAGCACCGACUUCGAUUUGACAAACAGACUACAGGACAGAACGGUGAACUCAUCUGUAUUUGAUAUCGACAACUUUGACGACUCAUUUUUGUGGAAUUCGUUCAUGAUUAGUCCGCUGGUUCAGUUCAGGUCUCGGCUGUUGCCCCAGGAGCGCGACGCACUUGACCAUUCGCGGUUUCUGACAUCAGCUAUCCGUGGCUUCUGCCGUACGAUGGCAAUCCCACAAACAAGUGCUCCUCUGAGAACAAGGUCAACCGGGCUGCCAUCGUACUUGACAGUCAUUUCGCGUCUGUCAAGUCGGAGGGCCGGAACUCGAUUCAACUCUCGAGGCAUUGACGACGAUGGCAAUGUUGCUAAUUUCGUUGAGACGGAAACCAUGUACUGGAGUCCAGGAGGCACCUUGUUCUCCUAUGCCCAAGUCAGAGGCUCUGUACCGCUCUUCUGGGAACAGACCGCCGAGCUUAUUCCCGGUAAACAGAACAUCACCGUCAUUAGGUCUCCCGAGGGAGCUCAGCCGGCGUUCAACAAGCAUUUCGAUGAGCUGGAGCGAGCCUACGGCGCUGUUCAUGUCGUCAACCUCCUUAGCGAGGGCAAGCCCGGUGAGGCGCAACUCAGCCAGCUGUAUCACCUCGCGGUACAGCACUGCCCAUUGAGCCAGGUCGGAGAGGACGAGUCUCAGGAUCACGCACUACUAAGAGAAACCCACUACGACUUUCAUGCCGAGACGAAGGGCCCCGGAGGGUACGAGGCCGCCCGUCAGAUCCGCAGAUACAUUGAAAACUCUACGGAUGGGUUUGCGUACUACUUGGCCGAAGAGUCGGAUGACGCUGGCCCGGACGCAGAUGCACAGGGUGCCGCGCGGAUGGUGGUUGUUCUUCAACAAGAAGGCGUCUUCCGUACCAACUGCCUCGAUUGCUUGGACAGAACGAAUCUGAUUCAGACUCUCAUUUCCCAGAUGGCCACAGAAGCAUUUUUGGGCCACAAGGGGGAGUAUGCUACGCAAGACUUCUGGAUGAGACACUCAACCCUGUGGGCAGACAACGGAGAUGCCUUGUCCAAGAUUUACGCCGGAACUGGUGCUCUAAAAUCAUCUUUUACCCGCAAUGGAAAGAUGUCGCUGGCUGGUGCUGUUGCAGAUAUGCGCAAGUCUGUGCAGCGACUUUACCACAACAACUUUACCGAUUCGGCAAGGCAAACGACGAUUGAUCGACUGCUUGGACGCCUUGUCAACCAAGCGCCAGUUCUCCUGUUCGACCCAAUUAGCGAUUACGUCUCUGGUGAACUUACCAAGCGUAGUGCUGAGUACUCCUCUGUGCAGGACAUUACAAUGUUGGUCGGCACUUUCAAUCUCAACGGCCGCACCGAGGGUGUGGAUUCCGACUUAGCUCAGUGGCUCUCCCCCGACGAGCUUGGAGAUGUGCAGCCUGAAAUCGUUGCCGUCGGUUUCCAAGAAAUUGUUGAGCUGAGCCCACAGCAAAUCAUGAACAGCGACCCUUCGCGGAAGCAGCUCUGGGAAAGCGCAGUGAGAAGGUGUCUCAAUCAGCGUGCUCAGGCACUCGGAGGAGAGAGAUACGUCCUCCUUCGAAGUGGGCAGCUUGUUGGAGCCGCGUUGUGUAUUUUCGUCAAGGCAUCUACGUUGGCGAAGAUCAAGAACGUGGAAGGAAGCGUAAAGAAGACUGGCCUGUCAGGAAUGGCAGGCAACAAGGGAGCCGUAGCCAUUCGGUUUGACUUUGCAAAUACCCAAAUUUGCUUCGUGACAGCCCAUCUGGCCGCAGGCUUCUCGAACUACGAUGAGAGGAACAGAGACUAUGCGACAAUUCAUCACGGCCUGCGUUUCCAGCGAAACCGCGGAAUUGAUGACCAUGACGCUGUCGUGUGGUUGGGAGACUUCAACUAUCGAAUUGGCCUAACCUCGGAAGCUGUUCGUACGCUGAUUAAGAAGCACGAUUUGGAUUUGCUUUACGAGAACGACCAAUUAAACCUGCAAAUGAUCGCGGGUCUGGCGUUCCCGUACUACUCUGAGGCUAGGAUCAACUUUCUGCCCACUUACAAGUUCGAUCUCGGAACCGAUGAAUACGAUACUUCUGAGAAGCAGAGAAUACCGGCUUGGACCGAUCGCAUUUUGCGCAAGGGCUCCAAUCUCCGUCAACUUGCCUACAAUUCAGCACCACUCAAGUUUUCAGACCACCGGCCAGUGUAUGCAAUUUUCCAAUGCAACGUAAGCAUCGUGGACGAAACUCUUCGCGACAGGAUUAGCCAUGACCUCUAUCAACGACGAAAAGCCGAAGUUGGCGACUCAACGGCAAACCUGGACUCAGAAGAGACCGACGAUGAGGACCUGAUUGGCUACGAGGCCAUCGAGCCCGGACUGCCUCCAGCCAGUUCUGAUCGUCAAAAGUGGUGGUUGGAGAACAAGCAGCAAGCAAGAGCCGAUAUCAAGCAGCCCAGAGCUCCCGACGGGCACACGACGAUUCUGAAUCCCAAUAGGCCACCAAAUCCCUUCACACCAACGACAGAGCCUGACUGGGUCAACGUUCCGCGGUCGAGGCUAUCAUCUUUUUCGAGUGUGUCGACAUCGCCGUAUGAACACGUCUACGCACCAAGCGACCUCUCAUCGUCCGCAACGAGUACGACGGCUAGGAGGCUGCCUCCACCUUUCGACCCGUCAGCUAUGCCAGCUAAGAUAGGCAGACUGAACAUCAAAGACGAGAAGUCAUCGCAACGAGGCGAGACACCACCCCCGCCUCCGCCGCCUAGGAGGCAGACCGGAGGCAUGGCCGCAACUCAAGCAGCCCCAUUGACGAUGAAUCAAGCGCCUCUGAUACCCUCCAACAAGUCGCAGACAGUACCACCCGCUGUUCCACGGCCCUCUUCAGCCGUGUCCCAAUCCUCGACACAGUCCAAAAGUAAGCCGGCGCCACCCGUCGCGAAGAAACCAGCACAUUUGGCCACGGCGCCUGCAUUGGUAAACGACGGGAACGGCUAUCGUGAUGACGACCCAUCAGACAGGCCGCCGCUGCCAGUACGAGCCUCUACGGGGCUGUCAACCACGAGUUCGGGCGUUGGCGGCGGCGUCGUGAGGAAGCCAGUAGGUGCACCGGCCAAGCCCCCGCCUAAAAGGGCGGAAACAUUGAACAUGCCAGGAAGGCAGUCUCCAGCGGGGGCGAUUGCACUUCCGGGCAUGAGACCUAGCGAAGCACGACAAAAGCCCUUGAUUCCAGCCAAAAUCCAGAGGAAACCAGCACCAGUAGACUUGUUAGACUCCCUGGGCGAAGAUAAUCAUAGCGACAUAGGAAGCUGGGAGACGCUUGUCCCCAGUACACAGAAGUAG
Messenger RNA from Colletotrichum gloeosporioides, 3927 nucleotides. Its product is annotated as Inositol-1 4 5-trisphosphate 5-phosphatase 1. The transcript has 6 exons. Bases 1 to 3927 code for a protein of 1308 amino acids. Gene Ontology annotation, biological process: phosphatidylinositol dephosphorylation. Gene Ontology annotation, cellular component: cytoplasm; membrane. Lineage: Eukaryota; Fungi; Ascomycota; Sordariomycetes; Glomerellales; Glomerellaceae. The record is from RefSeq and is a predicted model, not a curated record. Gene Ontology annotation, molecular function: phosphatidylinositol-4,5-bisphosphate 5-phosphatase activity; phosphatidylinositol-3,5-bisphosphate 5-phosphatase activity.